AUGGCGCGGGGCCACCGCCUGGAUGAGACAGAGCAAGGUGCCACGUUGCAACAGAAAGACAUGGAAAUUCGGUGCAACGGAUGUGCCCGAGACGCGGGGUCCUCGGGGCCCUCGGUGAAGCGAAGACUUUUGGGUGCCCAUGCAGGGAAUCCACUGGUCAUCGGAUUUGGGAAGCUGAAGGUGCAGGAUGCUCCGACCGUGGAGGAAGUGGAGGAUGAUUCUGUGGCAGGGAAGAACUUUGCCGAGAUCUUUGGCGCAGACGCGGAUGACGCGGAUAGCGACUUCAGCGACAGUGACGAGGAAGAGGAGGAGGAGGCAGUUGAGGCGGACGCCUCGGACUCGUCGACCUCAGAGUCGGAGAAGGAGGAAGGCUUCAGAGGGCUUACUCCCCAAGCGCUGAUGCUGCUCAUUCGAAAAGCCGUCGAUGAGGAGGACGAAGACACGGUCCGCAAAGCCUUGCGCGUAGCAUGGAGUGAGGGAGCGCAUCCAGAUGAGAAAGAUGCUGAAUUCCUGUCCCAAUUGCGGGAUUGGUUGGGAGAGGACGAAGCUCUGAACGCUCUAAUUCUUCAAAACGGCCUGCAGAGAGAGAUGGCUAUGGAAGAGGUCUAUAUUCCAUGCGCAGCGGAUUUCUCAGCCUCGGGUCCUGAGGCCCUUGGCGAAGGUACUUUGAUCGCCCGUGAGGUGAAGAUGGCUCCAGAGGCCUUCAGCUGCAAUGGACUUCCGAGCGGGCUGCUGGUGAUGCGCUCCUAUUACUUCGAGGAGAAGCCAGAAGAGGAACCACCGCGCGAAGUUGCCAAGCAAUCCAAGCCUGUCCCUCAGUACCUGGGGCUGAAUCUCGAGGAGCACCGUGACUUCUUUCACGAAGCUGCUUGCACGUUGGAUGACCUCUUAACGAAGAAUUUUGGUGUUCAUUUGCCGCCGCAAGAUCUGAUGUGGCCCUCGGAGCCGCUGCACAUGACCACCUUCUUCCUGGGCGGCGCGCAGCAUGCGCAGCAUGCGCAGCCCGGCCCCGGGGACCGGGGCAUCGAAGGAAGCAUUUGGGAGCUACAGACUGCACAUUUGAUCUAUCUCGAAGGUGCUUUACUGAUGAUGUCCUUGCGGGUGCCCGACGCCCUUCCGCUGGAUGUGGGUUGCUUACCUCACGCCACGCUGCUGUGUGGCCCUGGUUUCGCACCACGAGAUGCCAACGAAGUUCUGGCGCGGGCCACAGACUUGGGAUGGUUGGAUGACGUGGCUCAACUUAGCACUGGAUGCCUCGACGUCUUGGGCUCGGUCAGAAAUCUCUACAUCCAACCCUUUCCUGACUUCGUGUUGCCAGCUCGGCUGGAAGCUUUCUGGUCUCAGCCAAAAAACAUGCUGGGCUGGGUGGGGUGGGGUAUACCGCACAUUUGUGGGGCAGUUUUCCAUGGGAAACCCAUGAAUUUCCGGUGA
Cladocopium goreaui is the source of this 1431-nucleotide messenger RNA. The record is from the annotation of a GenBank genome assembly. NCBI's taxonomy places the organism in Eukaryota, Dinophyceae, Suessiales, Symbiodiniaceae.